Messenger RNA from Anneissia japonica, 3064 nucleotides. RefSeq lists its product as uncharacterized. Lineage: Eukaryota; Metazoa; Echinodermata; Crinoidea; Comatulida; Comatulidae. The record is from RefSeq and is a predicted model, not a curated record. The transcript has 3 exons. The coding region runs from base 1836 to 3044 and encodes 402 amino acids.
GUUUACCUACAAAACGCCGGACAGCGUUCAUUACGGUAAGGUUAUAUCUUUCGACCUGUCCAUUAGCAGACGGCCGAUAUGGUGUGGUAUGAGUUUUCUUAAUGCGAAGCACCUUACAUAGCUCCGAGAACAAAUUACUUUCGAAAUUGGCGCCCUGGUCCGAAUGUAGCUGUAAGGGCAUCCCAAAACGUCAGAAGAACUCACGAACUAACACUUCGGCGGUAACUUGCGCCGUUUGUGAAGGGACAGGGUAGGCUUCUACCCACUUAGUAAACUGGUUCACUACCAUUAAGGUAUAAAGGUUUCCCUGAUUAGACUGGGGGAAAGGGCCUGCGAAAUCUAUAUGCACCCUUUCCAUGGGGGCACCAGCACGGAAAUUCACCUGCUGGAAACGUCCUCUACGCCCACCUUUCUUGUUACGAUUGCAGCUUUCGCAACCCUGUACAUAACGUUCAACUUCGGCAGUCAUACCGUGCCAAUAGAAACGUUGCUUAAGGCGAAGCUUGGUGCGCUUUACACCCUGGUGCCCUGCUGAUGGAAGGUCAUGGUAAGUUCGCACGGCAAUAUCAAUAAGGCUUCAGGGUAGAAGCAGUCGUUCGCCCUCCCUAUGUUUAUCUUUAAUGAAGGCAAGGCCAUCCCGAAGACAGAUCAUGCCCUUGCUUAGCCAAUAAUGCUUGGCAGCAGGACUUAAUGAAAAUAAUUCGGCCUCAGAUGGCGAUAUUCCAUCUUUUAUCAAGACUAGGGUAGGGAUAAGAUCUACGUCUUCCGCUUGAGCGUCUCUAAUCUCCCUAGGUGCAAACCCCCAGCAGGUUUGUUCUGAUUGGCGAGUAGACGCCUUAUUUACUUUGAGGAUAGGUGUAUCAGGUAAGGUCCGGGAGUGAGGUACAGACGUGAAAGGGACCACAUCGUCCACAUCCUUCAUGAACGACGCCCACUGUUCAUGCGCCCUUGUACAGUAGCUACACCCCCCACAAGGCAACUCCUCCAAACGAGCCCCAUACUUAUAAUGAUUGUCCCCCCUCCGGUGCCCGCGACAACGCAUCGGCAUUCACAUGCCGUUUCCCCGGGCGGUGCUUCACCACCAUGACAUACUGACUUAGCUCUUCCAUCCACCGAGCUAAUUGACCUUGAGGUUCUUUAAACCUAAGCAACCAGGUGAGACUAUUAUGGUCGGUUCGAACUGUAAAUAGUUUGCCUAGUAAGUAAUGUCUAAACUGGCAUGUAAACUUAACGAUCGCCAGUAGUUCCUUUCUAGUUGUACAAUAUCGUCGCUGUUCCGACGACAGCGCUAAACUGGCGUACGCAAUUACGCGUUCCUCGCCAUUGCGAACUUGGAGUAAUUCACCCCUAUGGCUAAAUCAGACCAUAGAGCAAAGAAACAGAAGGAGAUGCAACAAGCUUAGAUCAAAGGUUCAGAGUCUUUUGCCGCGAUCGCAAUUAAUCUUGCUGUUACGUAAUAUACUUGACAGUAGAUAAGCUAAAAUCCACAAUCGCGCAUGCGCCGGGAGCUCAACAACAGACGGCGGCUGCGCGAAGAUUAAAACCAUUGAUGCAUACGAUCAUAAACAACGAGCAAAGCUAAAGUUAAAGAAACACGAAAAAAGCUAAGAAGCACGCUUGACGUGGUGAUAAAUUAUUGAAAUUAAUUAAAUUAGUAACAAUUACCAUAGAUAUAAUCACUUAUCAGCUAUGGAUAAUGAGGAUUUUAGUGAUUUUCCCGACGAUGAAUUUGAUGUAAACGAUCUACCACCAGUCGAUUUUGAAGAAGACGAUGUAGGCCUAGGUCUAGAAAAUGUACGCCAGCAAUACUGUGUUUGCAGCCGGGGACUACAGAUAUGAUUCUCUGCAACAACAAGCCUUGCAAAAUUCAGUGGUUUCAUCGUAAUUGCAUUGAGAUGAAAGUACUUGAAGCAGAUUGGAUAUGUAGUCGUUGUAACCCAGAAAUCGGGAAAGAUAUUUCAAGUACAACAUACAAAAAGGAUAAGGCCAAAGAAAUACCAGCCAAAAGUAAACGUAAAAAAGCGGUUGAAAGACCAACUGUUAAGUUUACAAAAGAUGAUGCAAUCGGCAACGGUCAACCAAAGGAAUAUUUGCUUUCGGCAUUACGGAAGGUAAAGGAGCAUCCCGUAUAUACAGCACCAUACCCAACAUCAAUACAAGUUUUAGAUCUUGCCACCAAGCUGCUCCAACAUGCAGAUUCCACACAGUUUACAGACUUUGCAUUAGAUAUUGUAACAGACUUUUGGGACAUUGUGACAGCUGGGGACAGUAAAAAAAUAAAACCAGAGGCAAAUGAAAUGGUCUGUCGUGUUUUUCACCAGUACACACUGUCUGGUGGUGUCAAAUGGAAGAAAUUGAUGGAGUCAUUAGACUUGGAUACAGAAGGCCAGCAUGUUGGGACAUUAAAUCACUUUGUAAUGAGAACUCUGCUAAGUUUAAUUCUGACAGAUCGCCAUGACAAGGACAUGCCAAAGCCCAAGGUGCAGGAACCCAAACCUCUGGACCAAAACGAAGAACAAGUUGUUCGUUAUGUUGCGGGUUAUGUGCCCUAUGCACUCUUGAAGAAAUUUAAAAGAUUUUCCAAUUCAACUGCAAAAACAUAUUGCAAGUUCUUGUCAGCAUGGAAGGUUAAUGGUUCUGACACGACCCACUCAUUUUUGGACUAUUCCAAACUUUGGAUAGCUAAGCAAAGUAGGGGUGGAUUAUUUAAUGUUACUGAUGAUGUUUAUUUAUUUUUUAGAACUUUAGAAAAUGAAAACAGAAAAUACCUGACAAUCAGUAGAUUUAAUUCAAUGCCAAAUGCCAAUGUUAAGGACAUUAUUAUGAACACAGUACUAGAAAAUCCAACAGUACACAAGUACUGGUGUAACCUAACAAGAAAUAAAAUUGUUGGUGAUGCAUCUAAACAUUUACUCGAUAUAGUAAUUAGGUUGUGGAUUAAAAUCAGGAUGCAUGCAUUUUUAAAGGUUUAUCUAGACUUAAAGAAGGCAAACAGUAAUGAGAUUUCAAGAAAGUCUGAAAAAGCACUGCGAAAAGACUUGUAAACAUAGAGCAAAGAAACAGU